Molecule: messenger RNA, 2463 nt
Organism: Chrysoperla carnea
Lineage: Eukaryota; Metazoa; Arthropoda; Insecta; Neuroptera; Chrysopidae
Gene: tos
Product: exonuclease 1
Exons: 2
Coding region: 211-2127 (638 amino acids)
Molecular function (GO): DNA binding; 5'-flap endonuclease activity; 5'-3' DNA exonuclease activity
Source: RefSeq, a predicted model, not a curated record
CAGUUUGUUGGAAUAAUAAUUUGAGUUCAAAUGAAUAAAUACUUGAAGCUUGACUUUAAAGGUUAAAAUUUCAGAUGACAGGUCCGUGAUGUCAUUAAAAGACCGCGAAAAUAAUAACAAAAUAACAUAUCACAUAGAAUUUGUCAUUAUGACUGAAAAUAAUAGAUAAUUUUAAUUUAACAUAAUUUUAAGUUUGAUUAAGUUUUAAAAAUGGGUAUUCAAGGCCUAAUCACAUUUGUUAAAGAAGCCACCGAAAAUAUUCAACUCGAAAAAAUACGUGGAUCGAGAGUUGCUAUCGACUCAUACUGUUGGUUACAUAAAGGAGCAUUUGGUUGUGCUUCCAAAUUAGCAAUUGGCGAAAAAACUGAUCAAUAUGUUCGAUAUUGUAUGAACCUCAUAGAAAUGUUAACAUAUCAUGGUAUCACACCGAUAAUGGUUUUUGAUGGACGACAUCUCUCAGCGAAGCGAGAUGAAGAAACAAGCCGUCGAGAAGAACGUAAAAAGAAAAAAGAAAUGGCUGCGAAAUUACUACGUUCUGGUCAAAAGGAUAAAGCAUGGCGAUAUUUGGCCGCAAGUAUAGAUGUAACACACUUAAUGGCUUUAGAAUUAAUAAGAGCGUGUCGAGCUAAAAACAUUGACUGUAUUGUUGCUCCAUACGAAGCUGAUGCCCAAUUAGCAUACUUAAAUAUAAAUAAUUAUGUCGAUUAUGUUAUAACUGAAGAUAGUGAUUUAAUAUUAUUCGGAUGCCGUAAAGUAUUAUUUAAGUUACAGAAAACCGGCACUGCCUUAUUAUAUGAUAGUGAAAAAUUACCUGAAGUUAUGAAAUUAUCGGAUAAAGUUUACGAUUUUUCAUUAUUUCGUCGUAUGUGUAUAUUAAGCGGUUGCGAUUAUUUACCUUCGUUACCUGGUAUAGGAUUAGUUAAAGCGAAAAAGUUUAUUGUACGAGUUCGUGAUUUAGAUAUAAGAGAAUCAUUAGUCAGUAUACCAGUUCAUUUGAACAUGCCUAAAAUAGAGGUUACUUCUGAAUAUAUUGAAAAUUUUUUAAAAGCUGAAGCUACAUUUUUGUAUCAAUAUGUAUACGAUCCCAAAAAACGAAAAAUUGUUCGAUUAACUGAACCCCCAAGUGACAUAGAAGAAGAUUUAUUAAAACUAAGCGGAGAGUACAUUAAUGAAACAGAAGCUUUUCAACAUGCGUUAGGUAAUAUUGAUCCAUUUUCAAAGAAACAGUUGGAUAAUUGGAAUCCGGAUAAUGAGAAGCUACUACAAAGCAGUAUUUGGAAUCUCAAUCCAGAUAUUCGGCAGCUAAAAGAUGAAAAACCAAAGAAUGUUAAUCCUGGCUUCAGUGUUACUACAAGAUCAUCGAUUAAAAGGACAGUAAUUAUAGAGGAGAGUGAGGCAUUUGAGGGGGAUUAUUUGGAUGAAUAUAGAAAAAAUGAGUCGCAUAUAGAAAAAAGACAAAAAAUUGAAGAAGUUAUCUCAAAAACAGUUACAUCAAGUAACUGUUAUGUUAAAUUAUUUCCUAUUAAAAGCAAGACUGUAGUGGCAGAAGAGGCGAAAGUUCCAUGCAGUAUCGAAGAUUUGAAAUCGGAAAAAGAUGAAGAACUUUCUAACGAACACGAGUCGCCAGUAAAAUCACCAGUAUUAAAUACACGCCCUAGGCGUAAAAUAAUCCAAAGUAAAUUUUUAUCAUCUCGAACAAAAAGUGAAAAUUCAAAUUCAUCAACCUCAAUAAGUUCCUUCUUCAAAAAAUCACUUAGCGUUACAACGUUUAGUACGCCAGUAGACGAAACCGAAUCUCCUCCCUCAUCUCAAAAUUCAGAAAUUGAAAAUGAAACACCGCCAUCUUCGAUAAAAAUGGAACUAGAAAAUAAUGAAGGCGUGGUUGAAAUACCUUGUUUGGAAUCGUUAAAAAAAUUCGAAAAAUCUCCACUAAAAAUGACAAUAUUACAAUCGCAAAAUUCUCCCCCGAAAAAAGUAUCACCCAUAAAAAAAUCACCACAAAUAUUAGUGCCAGCAAGACGGCAGGGGUUGUCUAGGAUUCAAAAAUUAAAUAAACCUGCCGAUAAUUCAUCACAAAAAUUACUGUCACAAUUUGGAUUUACGAAAAAACCUUUAUUAGGACCAUGAAUUUAAAAAUUUGAAAGUUGAUAUCUCAAAGAAAAAUACAUAGCCGAAAUAAAACUAUGCAUUUAAGAAAGAAACCAGCAAUACAGAAAAUGCAAAUACAUCGUUAAAAAGUCGUACAUUCAAAGAAUAUAUAUGGACGCUGGCUAUUUUAUUUUCAUGUAUUUAGGAAUUAGUACACUUUUUUUCUUUUUCUACAUUGUCUUUUUGAUAUUUUUUAUACGAUGUGAAGAAAUUCUUUAGUAUGAAUCCAUGACAUCACAAGUGUGGAAGAUACAACAUUGAGUUUAUAUUAAAAAAAUCUACAUGUUUUCCUGAUUUCAUGCCUCUUUUAUGGAU